Aegilops tauschii subsp. strangulata is the source of this 3836-nucleotide messenger RNA. RefSeq lists its product as uncharacterized. Gene Ontology annotation, molecular function: DNA binding; protein kinase activity; ATP binding. NCBI's taxonomy places the organism in Eukaryota, Viridiplantae, Streptophyta, Magnoliopsida, Poales, Poaceae. The record is from RefSeq and is a predicted model, not a curated record. Gene Ontology annotation, biological process: protein phosphorylation.
AGGCUUGGAUUCACGUCCAAAACCCUAGUCAAAUUCGGAUUGGUUUUGUCCGAACUUUCCAAAACUGUUCGGUUUAAACUAGAUGGACCUUGCGGGUAACUUUUGAGGUGGUAAACGACCUCGGAUGGAAACGAGCCCAAAAGCAAUCUUGACCGUUUCGACGAGGCGAACAACUUUCAUGUUGAACGCUUUUUGAUCAGAGGUCAUGUUAAGGGCCAAAUCGCUCGCGCAAAACAGGCUAUUAUUCGCGCUACCCAUCAGACAGGGUGUGGUGGGGCGCGCCACUUUUGGCUCGUGACAGAGCUGCAUUCGGAUGGCUCUAACUUUUGCAUACUUACUCGGAUUAGAACGAUUUUUAUAUCAAAAUCGAUCGAUUCGACGAGACGAAGAUAAUCCUUGUAGAUUAUUUUUCCAUACAAGGCAGUCUUGGCGGCGUAAUCAGCCGAAUAGUAUUCUGAAUACAAAAUCUCAGUAUUUCAAACACAACUUCAGCCUUCGAGAUGAGAUCGAAUGGCGAUGGCCCAAACUUCAAAGAUGUUUAUAUCGACAAUAUGAAACUUUUUUAUGUAGAUCAUUUCUUCAUUUGAGGCCAUAUUAAUUAAGUUCUUGAGUGUGCCAAAAUCUGAUGUCAACAUCUGUGUUCCAAAUAAGCUCUAUCAAAAUGGUUCUCUCACGUGGGGGGACGAAUCUCAAGUCAGACGUUCCGGCGAUGCGCUAGGACCAGCACUACUUCCCAAUACCCUAUUUUUAUAAUAAACAACAGUGACAGCGCAACACUAGGAGCAGGGGAGCACGAGCUAGCUAUCGGGCUGGUCAAAGGUCAAGGAGAAACCUCUCGAUCGGUGGUGUGGAUCUCUAGACUAGCGCACAUGGAGUUCACCGCAAUCACGGCCUCCACGGCGGCUGGUGGCCGCCCUUGGCCGCCGCCGCCGCCGCCGCUGCCAGCUGAUCAUCAGGCUGAGGAAGCCGCGGCGGCGGAGGUGGAGAAGGAGUGCAUGUUCGACAAGGUGGUCACGCCGAGCGACACGGGCAAGCUGAACCGGCUGGUGAUACCGAAGCAGCACGCGGAGAAGUACUUCCCGCUGGACGCCUCCUCCAACGACAACGGCCUCCUGCUAGACUUCGAGGACAGCGCAGGGAAGCCAUGGCGCUUCCGCUACUCCUACUGGAACAGCAGCCAGAGCUACGUGAUGACCAAGGGGUGGAGCCGCUUCGUCAAGGAGACGCGCCUCGAGGCCGGCGACAUCGUCUCGUUCAAACGCGGAGUCGGGGAGGCCGCCAGGGGGAGGUUCUUCAUCGACUGGCGGCGCCGCCGCGGCCCCGACGUGGUCCUGCCGCCCCCGCACCACCGAGGCUUCAACCUCCUCUCCGUCGGGAGCGAUGGGUUCGCAUGUCCCGACGUAAACCUAGAAGGUGAUAGUGUAGAGGAGAUACUAGAUAAGGCAUAUAUUACGAAGAUAGGGCCAUGGGGUGGAAACAGAGGCAACUUUAAUGACAUCAAGGUGUCACCUCUGCGUCUGAAUAGUAUCACAAUCCGUAGUGGAGAGGUCAUAUAUUCACUUGCAUUUUCGUACAGCGAUAACUAUGGAAAGCAGCACCAUGCAGGUCCAUCGGGGGGUUGUAAAGACUUCUCUUAUGGCAGCUUCGAUACGAUUCAACUAGGACCCUCGGAGUUCCUGACUAAAGUUUCUGGAACAAUUGCCUUCUCUGCCCAAUAUUCUUCCAACGUUAUAACAUCUGUCAUGUUUAUCACCACUGCUCGUCGGUAUGGACCCUUUGGAGGAGGAGUAGGAAUUCCUUUUCAGAGUCCAGUGAUGAGCAAUGGCAGCAUCGUUGGCUUCUUCGCCCAUGCUGAGUGGGUGGUUGAGUCAAUUGGUCUUUAUGUGAACUCUGAGAGUAAACUCUGGGAACCAAUGAAAGGACAGGACUCGGUUACAAAAAUUGGGCCAUGGGGUGGUGAUUCAGGGAGGCCUAAUGACGUGAAUGUGUUACCUCGUCGUCUGUUAAGUGUGGUAGUUCGUAAUAGUACUGUAAUCAGUUCACUUACGUUUACAUACAUUGACUGGGAUGGACAACCGCAGACCGCUGGUCCAUGGGGUGGGCUGGGUGAGUCAUUCGACGGGAAAGUUGACACGAUUAUUCUUGGGCGGUCAGAGUUUUUGACUGAAGUUUCUGGAACACUUGGUUGGAACUCCGGAUAUUCAGAUGUUGUAACAUCACUUUACUUUGUCACCAACACGGGUGGCUAUGGACCAUACGGAAAAGGAGGGGGAACUCGUUUCCGAAGUUCACAUAGCAAUGGUAGUAUAGUUGGCUUCUUUGUCAAUGCUGCAGACGUGAUUGACGCAAUUGGUGUCUAUUUUAGCCCAGAGAGGGAGACAUGCAAAGAGAAGGAGGAAGGAGGCUUUGGGAUUUCACGUAGUAUGGCUUACAGAGAAAGGGUGGAGAUAGAAUCAGCAUCAAAUGACCUGGAGCAUAUAGUACUUGACCAAAGCGCGGAGCCGACUAAUCUGCCGUUAGCACUUUUAAAAGACAUCACUGAGGAUUUCAAUGAUAAGCGACAAAUUGGCCGUGGUGGAUUCGGAAUCGUUUACAAGGGCGAUCUUCAAAACAGGAGUGUUGCUGUUAAAAGGAUUUUAAGCUGCCAUACAUUCAACGAUGAAGCAUUUAAUCGUGAGAUUACUUUUCUAAUCAGUGUAAAACACAAAAAUAUAGUACGGCUUCUGGGCUACUGUGCUAAUACAGAGAAUAAAGCGAUGAAACAUUCAGAAUCAGGAGAACCUUGGAAGUAUGUUUUUGCCGAAAUGAGGGAAAGAUUACUCUGUUUCGAGUAUAUAAAAAAUGGAAGCCUUGACAGAUAUCUUACUGACGAACUAAGGGGACUUGAAUGGCAUACGCGCUACCAGAUAAUUCGAGGAAUAUGUGAUGGUUUGGUUUAUCUUCACACAGAAAAGGGUAUUGUUCAUAGGGACAUGAAACCUGAGAAUAUACUGCUUGAUGAUCUUAUGAUACCAAAAAUUACAGAUUUUGGUAUAUCAAAACUCCUUGAUGGAGCAACACACGCUGUCACUAGUGACCCCACAGGAUCACGUGGAUAUUGUGCUCCGGAAUUCAUAGCUCGUGGUGAGGUGUCAACCAGGUCAGACAUAUACAGUCUGGGCGUUAUAAUCACAGAGCUCGUGACUGGAUGUAAGGAUGAACCUCAUAUUCAAAAUGUACUUAGAAGGUGGAGGUAUAGAUGGAAUGAAUCGGCGAACUAUCCACCAUUUGGAUACCAACAGGUAAGUAAAUGCAUUGAAAUAGCGUUAAAGUGCUUGUCAGACUCCCCAAAGAAGAGGCCUAAAAUAUCGGAUAUAGUCAGUAUGCUUAAUACAAUGGAAAGUACGAAGGAGCACAUUACCAAUGUUGGUAACUCUCCAGCUGGCCAGAUAAGCGCUUACCCGUGGGAGCUACUUGAGUUUGACUUGCUCGAGCUGAAUUUCCCGUUCGAGAUAAACAAGAAGAUACCAUGCUCACUUCAGCUAACUAACGUAACUGAUGAUUACGUUGCCUUCGAUAUUGAAAUGAUGGGCAUACUACGGUAUUGCAUUGAACCGGAGAAACGUGUUGUGCCACCACGAUCAAAGUGCAAUGUCAUGGUAACACUGCAACCACAUGAGAGGGUACCGCAUGCUAUGGUGUGCAAGGACGAGUUGUUCAUUUUGCGGUGUGCCGCCGUGAGUGAGGGUCUCACGGCCGAGGAUAUCAGUGAAGACAUGUUAAAUAAGAAGUCGGGUAAAGAAGAAGCCGAUAAGGUGACGUUGAAGGUUGUUAUUUUGCCCAUCACCGUCGACUAA